AUGCAGAAUUUCAACUAUCCUGUUUCGAAGAUCGGUUGUGGGGACAAGAUUAUGCAGACACGCCGCCAACUUGACGAGGUGAUGGGCAUGAUGCGUUCCAAUAUCGAAAAACUAUCUGAACGCAGCGAGAGACUGGAGGACCUGGCGUGUCGUGCUGAGGUGCUGGACAUGGCGUCCAACGAGUUCCAACGUUGUGCUACUGAAGUGCGACGUAAGAAGAUGUGGAAGGCGUAUGCCACCAAGGCGGUUGCUAUCGGUUUAGUUGGUGCUGCGCUCAUUUCUACAGCUAUUUCGCUCUGUGAAUCUGACAAUUCUGACCAAGAGACAUUACUCGAUACUGAUUAA
This is a messenger RNA of Cooperia oncophora, 345 nucleotides long. Lineage: Eukaryota; Metazoa; Nematoda; Chromadorea; Rhabditida; Trichostrongylidae. The record is from the annotation of a GenBank genome assembly.